Messenger RNA from Sitodiplosis mosellana (orange wheat blossom midge), 4049 nucleotides. RefSeq names its product bestrophin-4 (gene Best1). Bases 1420 to 3510 code for a protein of 696 amino acids. Gene Ontology annotation, molecular function: chloride channel activity. NCBI's taxonomy places the organism in Eukaryota, Metazoa, Arthropoda, Insecta, Diptera, Cecidomyiidae. The transcript has 10 exons. The record is from RefSeq and is a predicted model, not a curated record.
ACGUUUCAUUUAUCGUUCAAGUGGCAUUUUGUACAUGUGUUUCACAGAAAAUGUAAUAAAAUAAGCUGGUUUCAUAAGUUAUAAUGAAAAUCGUGUCAAAAUCUAUUAGAAUUAAACAAAAUUUCAUACAAAUUGACUGAAAGGUCGACAAAGAAAUGGCAAUCCACAAGACGCGUCACUACGUAUGCGGUGGUUGAUGCAUGCCGCAAUACGAAAUUAUGGUAUAUAUACAUAACAAACUAUAAUAACAUAAUUGGUGCAUUCUUCCGUACGAUGAUGUGUUCACAAGAAGAAUCCCACGAGAACUGAAAAUAAAGUAUGCAAUUGGAGAAUUUGUUUAGUUUCCACUUGAAACCCUCGAAAAAAAAAUCGGUUUAAAAAUGCUCUGUUUUCAAAACAAAUUCGAUCUUGUUUUGAUUUGUGCGUCCGCAUGCACAUGCACAUGCACACGGCAUCUCUUUCUGACUUUCUCAUGUGUGCGAGCAGUACGCGAAGCUGUCAAUGCACACAAACGCAUACAAGCGAGUCAACUCUUUGUCUGGAUUGUUGUUUUUUCAACGCGUAUUUAAGAACUCGAAUCAAAUUGUCAAACGGCAUGCGGACGGCGGGUAUGCAGUGUGUGCGAUAUAUAGCCGAAGCGUUGAACGAUGAUUUCAGUAUUUGCAAAAUAGUCGUUGCCUACAGACGCCGUGCUUUGUGCGAUACGAGUGCGAAGAGUGUGAAUUGUGUAGUUGUAGUCACUUCAGUUGUUCAUUACUUUGCUCAAUAUUUGUUUUUUGUUGUUGCCCCAAUGACAAUUAUUCGGUCGUAAUAUUUUUAAAUGCAUCUUAGUUAAUCUGACGAAACAGAAAGAAAAGAACAAUUUCUUUUUACUGCGAUCAAUGUGCCUUUUUUUGUUAAUAUAAUAACGACGAUAGGUAAUUAUUUAUUACAUGUGUAGCAGUUAGUGAGCUGACUCUCAACAAUUAUGCAAUUAAAAAAUUCGCACAACAUCAUCACAGCAGCAACGACUUACACCACAACGACACGGAUACAGCGUACAAAUAAAACAGCGACAAAUUAAAACGGUUGUUACUUUUCUGUUGUUUCUCUAUUUAAUCAAUGAAUAACCUUGAAGUGAAUUGUACAAAGAACACCGCAGUGCAAACAAUAAGUUUACGGCGACAAAGAGAUUUUGAAGAUAUUUCAAAGUGAAGCGAAUCGAAAACUGUGUACAUGGUUUUAAGUUGCAAGAACGAACCAAAAAUAUCAAGAAUAUUUAGUGUUUUUGACAAGUUGAGUGAUUGAAGCGUGAGUUUUUUUUUUGUGUGGUAAAAACAAAUAGGACAGAAAAGCCGAAAACAAAAUUAACGAUCAACGGACUGCCACGUCGUUGAGUGAGUGUUUGCAGCGACAGAAACUUAAUCGAAAACCCACAAAAUGACAGUCACAUACACAGCCGAAGUUGCAACCUGUAGAGGAUUCGGUUGCUUUUUAAAACUGCUUUUCAGAUGGCGCGGAAGCAUCUACAAAUUAGUUUGGUUAGAUUUAGUAUGUUUUCUAUUUUUGUACUACACAUUAAACAUAAUCUACCGUACAGCAUUAGAUGACGACCAAAAAAAGAUUUUUGAAGAUAUCGUGAAAUAUUGCUCAACAUAUAGCAAUUUGAUUCCAUUAUCAUUCGUCCUCGGUUUCUAUGUCACAGUGGUGAUGACACGAUGGUGGAAUCAAUACGUGAGCAUUCCAUGGCCAGAUACAUUUGCUGUAUUCGUUAGUGCCAACAUACACGGCCAGGAUGAACGAGGUCGUUUGAUGCGACGAAUCGUGAUGAGGUAUGUCUGUCUUUGUCUGACAAUGGUCUUGUCAAACGUAUCACCACGUGUGAAGAAACGGUUUCCGACAUUACAGCAUUUAGUUGAAGCAGGUCUCCUAGAGGAGAAUGAGAAAUUCAUCAUGGAAUCGUUCAACUCAAAGUUCACCAAGUAUUCCAAGCAUUGGAUGCCAAUUGUGUGGGCGUCAAGUAUAAUUACGCGAGCGCGCAAAGAAGGCCGAAUCCGUGAUGAUUUCGCUGUCAAGACAUUAAUUGAUGAACUGAAUAAGUUUCGUGGUCAAACGGGCUUGUUAAUCUCGUACGAUACCAUAAGCAUUCCAUUGGUGUACACUCAAGUCGUGACACUGGCCGUCUAUUCGUUUUUCUUGACAUCAGUAAUGGGUUCGCAGUGGUUCGAGAACAAACCCGUUGCCGAAGGCGUGAUCAAUCGAGUCGAUUUGUACUUUCCCGUGUUCACAAUGCUACAGUUCUUUUUCUACAUGGGAUGGUUGAAAGUGGCCGAAUCGUUGAUAAAUCCAUUCGGUGAAGAUGAUGACGAUUUUGAAGUGAACUGGAUUAUAGAUCGUAAUCUUCAAGUAUCAUACAUGAUCGUCGACGAAAUGCACCACGAACAUCCGGAACUCAUCAAAGAUCAGUAUUGGGACACAAUUUUACCAUCGGACGAUCUUCCAUACACGGAAGAAAAUCUUCGCGAGCAACAUCCACAGCCAUCGACCGCAAACAUUGAAGCACCGAAGCGAACGUUCACGCAGUCAUUGUUUAAUACUAUAUCAUCAAGCCCCAAAAUCGAUGAAUUGGUCGGUAAAAGUGCACUAUCGAUUAACAAUUAUAAAUUUCCCGAAAUCGAUGUUGAGGCCGAUGAUAACGCGAGCGGAAUUCAUUUUACCGUUGAUCGACGAAUGUCGAAAAAUCGAUUGGGAUCAACAAACAGUAUUCACAGUAAUGCGGGGAGCGUGCCACGAGUCAACACCGUCACCAAUGUAUUUCGACGUUUCUUCAGCCGGGAAGAUUCACGAUCUCCAAAUACACCAGAAGGUUCCCUACCAACACCAACGCUGGGCCAUUCAUCUAGUACCAUCAGUAUGGCGGGUCCAAAGUUCCCGCAAGGAACGAUGCGUAUCGCUGAUCAAGUGAUCGAAGAGGUUGACGAACAGAUGACCAUCACUUCAAAUCGUGGCCAUGAUUCACGUCCCACAGCUCAAAGUUUGUUUGCGCCGAACAAUGAGAAGAUACCGACCCGAAGCCAACCGAUUGACGUGCCCGGUUCAAAUCGCAAUAACAUCGAGUACGAGCGUGUUCAAUCUGUGAUGCAACAAGAACAUCAGCCAUAUUUGUUUCCGAGCGAUGCCUUUUUCAGUUCGUCAGCACCCGAAGAAGGAGUUAACAUACCACUACCAAAAAUUUGUGUUGAAAAAUCCGUAGAGUUCAAGAAACGCACACCAACUGGAUCCACCGAUAAAUUAGCUGAAGAAGAUGUUGAUUGUACAACAGCCAAUGACAAUCCCACGGACGAUGAUUUCGAGCAAUUGCGUUUGGCUCGCGAAAAAGAGCGACUCGAGAAGCAAAAACAGAAAAUUGCGCGUACGAUAAGCCAUCAAACUGGCGGUAUACCAAUAGACUCCGAACUACUGAUCGAGCAAUUGACAAAUUCCAAAGGCGAUGGAAUCAACCGAACAUCCUACAUCGAACCAAAUUCGUAAAGCACAACAAUUUUAACGCACCACUUUUCUCGUUAGAAAUGGACAUUUUCGCUUCAAACUCUCACAGACGAAACGAAGCAGGUGAAUGACGAAUACGCGCAUUUGUUGUACAUUAACCCUUUUUUUUCUCUUGCAAACUCAAGGGCCUCAUUUUGUGAUCGAUAUUUAAUAACAAAAAAAAAGAAAAAAACUCUUCAAUCAAACAAAUUAAAUCUCGUACAAAAAAACGUACUUUUAUUGUAUUAUACUAAUUAAUUUAUAGCUGCAAUUUGAAAGAAAAAAAAUAAGAAACCAGAUCGCAUCGAUGCGAUAAUUGUAUUUGAUUGAAUUGCUUCAAGAGAAAAACAACAACCAUGUAUUAAGUAAAAUGAUAAAGCUUUAUUGUUGAUAACGAUUAUUACUGCCUAGAAUAAGGAAAGAGACGAAAAUCAAAUUGUGACUUUAUCUGAUUUUUUUUUGCUUGUACUAUUAUUAUUAUUAUUGAUUGAAUGAAAAGAACAAAUUGAAUAAAACUUAAACACCGAACGGAAACUAUCAAA